Molecule: messenger RNA, 1518 nt
Organism: Cucurbitaria berberidis CBS 394.84
Lineage: Eukaryota; Fungi; Ascomycota; Dothideomycetes; Pleosporales; Cucurbitariaceae
Exons: 2
Coding region: 1-1518 (505 amino acids)
Biological process (GO): autophagy of peroxisome; activation of protein kinase activity; autophagosome assembly
Cellular component (GO): phagophore assembly site; Atg1/ULK1 kinase complex
Molecular function (GO): molecular adaptor activity; protein kinase activator activity
Source: RefSeq, a predicted model, not a curated record
AUGGCAUCUCCUCCGUCUCCCGCAUCUUCAACGAGCAGUGCUGCAUCACGAAGGUCCUUUGAUCAGGACCAGAAUAGGCCGCAGACGCUUGAGGACCUCGUAACCCACUUUGUUGCCUCCAAGCGCUCUCUGAACACCCAGACGGUGCUAUGGCGCGCGAAUGAGAUAGUCAACACCGCGCGCGAGCUGCUGGAAGAGAAUGCCGUCCUCGCAGCUAAGAACACAGCAAUACGUAACAUAGUGGACCAGCAGGUAGACGCCCUGGAAGCCGUCCGCCGUGGCAUAGACGUAGUAGAAGCCGACGUCGAGACUGAGUUCAAGCAACUCCUCCACGACGUCGACACUUCCUUCUCAGGCCUGAACUCGACCCUUGCUGUCCUCCGCGAAACGCCCAUCGAGGCUGUUCUCCAACCCCCCGGUACCCCUCAAAAGCACCUCUAUGACUUCAUCGAUAGCACCACCGUGUCCAACCUCGAGGCCACACUGCGCGCCUGCAUAGACCGCUACAACGAGGCCCGCGCGACGCUGGAUGACAGCAACGAUGCCUUCGACACCGCGCUCGACAAUCUACACUCCUCGAUAACAAACGUCCCAGUGACUCCGCUGACUACGGAAGAUCCAAGUCCCAUACCGGGCUUAUACCACCAGCUAGAAGGUCACGCGAAGGAAGCUGCACAGGCGUUCCAGUCGCUAGUCCAGCAUUACGAUCUAUGCGUGACAGCGCUGCGACACACCGAAGGCGGAUCAGCAGCAGCAACUCAAGCCACCGGCGACGCACACGCACACUCAGACGACGACUUCUCCGCGCCACCAGAGCCCAUGAGCGAAGACGAGCGCCAGGAAAUGCUGCACGUCCUGCGCAAAGACGCACACGAAGUCGAAGACGUCGUAACCGAGAUCCGCGAACGGGGCGCGGAAAUGACCUAUUUGCUCGAGCAGAUCGAGAGCCACGUCCACCACCUGCGCAACGAAGCAAACGCCCUGUCGAGCGUACUGCAGAUGAUCGCGCACAUCACGGCCGAAGUCAAGACCUACAUCGCUACGACGCGCUCUUUCCACGCCUCAUGGCUCGAAGACACGCGUCCCCACCUCCUCACCGGCAUCGAAGAGUGGGAGAACCAGCGCGAAUUCUACGAGCGUUUCGAUCUCGCGUAUGCAGAGCUGCUAGUGGAGAUAUCGUCGCGGAGGAGGAGACAUGAAAAGGCGAAGAGGAAGGCCGACGAGGCGCAGAAGGAGCUUGAUAGACUGCAUGUCGAAGACAAGCGCGCACGAGAACAGUUUGCCCUUGCGCAGGGCGAUUUCUUGCCCUUGGAUAUAUGGCCGGGUUUGAGGGAUCCGCCGCGGCAGUACGAGGUCAAAGCCGUGGCGCGUCAGAGGGAAGAGGACGAUCCGGACAAUGAGGAGGAAGAGGAGGGGGGAGAUGCAGCUGCGGUUGGUGGAGGUGGAGUGCAGAGUAUACCGCAGUUGGGCAGGAAUGUUGUGGAGCGGGCGUUGACGCGAGUCAAGCGGCGGAUGUGA